AUGAGUUCUCGUACGCCUCCAACUUUCCUUCUGGUACCGGGCGCCUGGCAUCGUCCAUGGUCUUUCGACCUUUUGCGCGAUGACCUCCACGGCCGGGGGUUCAGUACUGAAACGGUUACACUGGCCGGCGUGGGUAGCACCGAUGCGAACGUGGGAUUGGAACAAGACACGGCAGCCGUCCGCACCGAGCUGCAGAAACUCGUCGACGACGGGCGUGAGGUUGUCGUGGUUGCGCAUUCUUAUGGCGGCGUCCCUACUGCGAACGCGGUAGAGGGCUUCAACUACAAGGCUCGAGUUGCGCAGAGCAAGACGGGCGGUGUUCUCAUGGUCGUGUACAUGGCCUCUUUUGCCAUUGGUGCCGGGUCAGCUCUUUCCGACGGCGCGGGCUCAGUGCCCUGGUGGGACGUCAAGGACGGCUUCAUCUCACCUCUCUAUCCGAUCUCCGUAUUUUAUGCCGAUGUCGAGCCCGGCCUCGCUACCAAGGCCGUCGAGGCCCUACGUCCACAGCCUUUCAAGACCUUCCAAGACAAAUCAGGCUUCGAACCUUGGAACGAAGGGUUUGAGAUGGGCUACAUCUUUGCUGAAAAUGACCAAGCCAUACCGCUUGAUUUGCAGAUCAUGAUGGCCUCUCAAUUUUCUCCCAGCUCUUUCACAGAUAGCCUUUCGGCCAGCCACUCGCCGUUCCUCAGUAUGCCCAAAGACCUUGGGGAUGCCCUGCAGCAAGCGGCUAAAACGGCUGUCGCAAAGACAGAGGGCUUGAGAUAG
This is a messenger RNA of Colletotrichum acutatum, 765 nucleotides long. RefSeq names its product Alpha/beta hydrolase fold-1. Lineage: Eukaryota; Fungi; Ascomycota; Sordariomycetes; Glomerellales; Glomerellaceae. Bases 1 to 765 code for a protein of 254 amino acids. The record is from RefSeq and is a predicted model, not a curated record. The transcript has 2 exons.